Messenger RNA from Lolium rigidum, 165 nucleotides. RefSeq names its product low temperature-induced protein lt101.2-like. The record is from RefSeq and is a predicted model, not a curated record. Lineage: Eukaryota; Viridiplantae; Streptophyta; Magnoliopsida; Poales; Poaceae. Gene Ontology annotation, cellular component: membrane. Bases 1 to 165 code for a protein of 54 amino acids. The transcript is spliced from 2 exons.
AUGGGUUCGGAGACGUUUCUGGAGAUCCUGCUGGCCAUCCUGCUGCCACCGCUCGGCGUCUUCCUCCGCUUCGGCAUCGGCGUGGAGUUCUGGAUCUGCCUGCUGCUCACCCUGCUCGGCUACAUCCCCGGCAUCAUCUACGCCGUCUUCGUCCUGGUUGCAUAG